Trematosphaeria pertusa is the source of this 734-nucleotide messenger RNA. RefSeq lists its product as uncharacterized. The record is from RefSeq and is a predicted model, not a curated record. The transcript has a single exon. Bases 90 to 473 code for a protein of 127 amino acids. Lineage: Eukaryota; Fungi; Ascomycota; Dothideomycetes; Pleosporales; Trematosphaeriaceae.
UACCUGGCCAAGUCUGUUCCAGCCAUGCCAUUCUACGCCGCUUCUUCGCCAGCCAUGGUACUUUCGGCUCGCGCUUCAGCAGCCCCGCAAUGGCGGGGUUUGCCGCCUCGUAUUGUCCUGGAACGAGAAUGUCACUGUACCUGUGUAUCGCCCGACGUCCCCCGGCGUCCCUUUAUCAAAGGCAGCCCGCAGCCCUCGCUCCAAUCACGCCGGGCCCCUUUUCUAGCUCGCUGCUCGAUCGGUGGCGCUCGGUCCAGGGCUACCGAAUACGAAGCGGAAGCCUGCAGCUCCACGUCACAUGGCUUCAGUGGAUCCUCACGUUUUUAGGACUGCUAUCUGAUGUACGACAAGCCUCGCUGGGCUGCGGAUUAUCUGCUGCCUCGGUCGAGACUCCUACGCUUAGAGCUUGCACCCUUUCCGAGCACCCGGGGCCCUCCCCACACGCUAACCGCCUUCGAGCACUACGGAUUUGAUUAUGGGAGGCUAUCAAGAGAUAUGCUUAAUUACGACCAGAGCGGCCUUGGUAUCCCACUGAAGAUAAGGAAUCUAUAAGAGCAUGCAGAUGCCGCCUGUGCAGAAAAAGAAUGUCGGACGCCAAUACGCCAUGCAAGAGCCGUUAGAAUCGGUACUAUACAAUGAUUCCGAAACGCGGGUAUCUUUCGCUAACCUAUGUUUUUGGGCCCGCCAUCCUCCUGUUAGCACUGCAUCGUGUCAGAAGCUUGCGGACACCGGCC